Cyphellophora europaea CBS 101466 is the source of this 2040-nucleotide messenger RNA. RefSeq lists its product as uncharacterized. Gene Ontology annotation, biological process: amino acid catabolic process. NCBI's taxonomy places the organism in Eukaryota, Fungi, Ascomycota, Eurotiomycetes, Chaetothyriales, Cyphellophoraceae. Gene Ontology annotation, molecular function: polyamine oxidase activity; L-amino-acid oxidase activity. The record is from RefSeq and is a predicted model, not a curated record. The transcript has 4 exons. Bases 1 to 2040 code for a protein of 679 amino acids.
AUGAUGGUCAUUCUGGAAUGCGCAUCUGCUGCUCUCUUGCUAGCGGGGACUGUCUUCGCUGGACCACUGAGCAACCACGGUGCCAGCUCAGUACAGUUCACAGGGCCAUUCGAGGUCGCUUAUGACUCUCUACACAAUAUCCACGUCGACUUUGCGGAGGAAUUUGAGGGCCAAAUCCGAAUCGUGCAUGGCGCCUGUGAUCUGGCAGCUGUCGACGAUAGCCAUCACGAGGUCGCAUCGACUUUCGUUCGACGGGAUGCCCGGCCUGAUCGGUUUGUCUGGGUUGUGCCCGAGAAUGCCAUCCAUCGAGGUUGUUUGCACGCCUAUGCGGGAACUCGUAUAAUCGGACGCAGUGCUCCAAUUACUGUCGCCGAGCCGCUUCACAAACGGGAGACAAUAUCCGAAGUUGCCGACAUGAGUGGCCCCUGGUUCGACGGUGUGUCAGCCAUGGCCAGUGUCCAGCAAACGGAGGUGAUAACGGCGGAAGCCAAGAACAAAAGCAUCGCCAUCGUUGGUGGAGGUAUGGCAGGCUUGAUGACCUCGCUACUCCUCGAAUCCGCUGGUCUGCAUAACUGGCACAUCAUCGAGUCGAGCGGGAGAGUCGGUGGGCGGAUUCGCACAAAGUACCUCGCAGGCUCGAAACCAGAUGAAUAUCAGUACCAGGAGAUGGGCCCUAUGCGAUUCCCGGUCUCGGUUGAGUAUGCUGACACCAAUGAGACACUGGACAUCAACGAUCAUAAAAUGGUUUUCCAGCUGGGGGAUGCGCUCAAUGAGUUGAAUGGCAACGACCCGGAGCUCGAGGUCAAAUUCAUACCUUGGAUUCAAUCCAGCGCUAACGUACCAGCGAGCUCGAAUGGCUUUCGGUUGCCGGAUGGCCGUAUACCAAGCAGAGCCCAACUGGCCGCUAAUUCUUCUCUGGCAAAUCCGGCACAAAACAUCUCCACCAUGGAGGAGGUUGAAAUGGCUGGCGAGGAAAUUGAGGAGUUCCUCGACGUUACUCCGGAAAGGAUGAGAAACGUCUCGCAGAACGUCUUUCUAGCUCACAAAGAAGCAGUUGAGAAAGGCUUGUUCCAAUUCUCCGAGGCGGCUUACCUCAAAUAUGAGCUGGGACUGGAUGCCGACACAGUAGACUAUGCUGCUGGAGCGGGCCUUUCGCCAAUGUGGGGAUCAUGGUAUGACACCGUGUACUUCGCUGCGACGACAUGGCGAACAAUCGACAAGGGACUAGAAGCCUUGCCUCGGGCAUUUUACCCGUUGGUAAAGGACAAGCUCACUCUCAACCGGACAGUGACCGGUCUGACAUACAAUAAUGACACGGGCAAGGUUGCUGUCAACUGGCGUGAAGACCCGUUCGCAAUGGAGCCUCUCGGCGAAGAGUAUGACUAUGCGGUCGUGUCGGCCCCAUUCUCCAAAGUUCGGCUUUGGAAGACUCCUCGAUAUUCAAGUCUCCUUACCAGAGCGAUCCAAACCAUGAACUACCAGCAGUCUUGCAAGGUGGCUCUCCAUUAUAAGUCUCGGUUCUGGGAGAAGAUGGAUCCGCCUAUCAUUGGCGGCUGCGGAGCCGUAGACAUAUACGGUAUCGGGUCGGUCUGUUAUCCAGCGUACGAAAUUAAUUCGUCCUGGCCUGGUGUCAUACUUGCAUCGUAUGCUUCUGGCACGCCGGCUCGGAGUGUGGCUGCGAUGUCUGACGAAGAACAUGUUGCCCUGGUGUAUCGGACCAUGAUCGAGGUACAUGGAGACAUCGCGGCAGAGGAAUAUACUGGACACUAUGAUCGACAAUGCUGGGAGGUCGAUGAGCACCAAGCCGGUGCGUGGGCUGCUCCGUACGUUGGGCAGCAGGAGCUGUAUUUGCCGGCCUACUACGAGACCGAGUUCAAGACGAUCUUCAUCGGAGAACACACCAGCUAUACUCACGCGUGGAUUUUCUCCGCACUAGACUCGGCUGUCCGUGGUACCGUGCAGCUCUUGCUAGACUUGGGGCUGGUGGAAGAGGCACAAACGAUUGUUGAGGACUGGAUGGCCAGAUUUGUGCGCGUCUGA